Messenger RNA from Diospyros lotus (date-plum), 1324 nucleotides. Its product is annotated as probable calcium-binding protein CML18. The coding region runs from base 459 to 947 and encodes 162 amino acids. NCBI's taxonomy places the organism in Eukaryota, Viridiplantae, Streptophyta, Magnoliopsida, Ericales, Ebenaceae. The record is from RefSeq and is a predicted model, not a curated record. The transcript has 2 exons. Gene Ontology annotation, molecular function: calcium ion binding; enzyme regulator activity.
CCACUUAUGCCGAUUCAGUUAGCCAUUUCGGAACUUUCACGGGAAAAUAUGGGAAGCGAAGGAAAAUUUCAAGUCCCAAGCGAAGGAAAAGUAAAAUAAAAUAUAAAGUUUCUGGGAGUAAAUUGUUGUUGGUAUCGGUGUUGACUCGCAACAAAAUGCUGAACUCUCAACCGAAUUGAGUAGAAAAAGCCUCUCCACUACGCGUUGUUCGCUCCCAGACGACGACGAUUCAAAUGGUCCGAUUGGAUCCUCGAUUCGCUCCCAAUCCGGAUCGAUCGAAUUCUGGGAAAGAUUCAUAUUAAGAGCACCCUCGGAAAUUGAAGAGGUGCGCUCGAAUUCAGAUGUUUCUAGGGCGUAUGAACUCGGGGAUCUGAUCGGAAGAAAGCUGAAUUGAUUUGAUUGAUUGAAAGGUGCGACUUUUGUAGAUUGUGGGUUGUGGAUAAAGAUUUGCAGGUAGAAUGAGCAAAGAGCCUGCGAAGUUGGACGACGAACAGCUCGCGGAAUUGCGAGAAAUUUUCCGGUCAUUCGAUCGGAACAACGACGGGAGCCUAACGCAGCUGGAGCUCGGCUCGCUGCUGAGAUCUCUUGGCCUGAAGCCGAGUUCUGACCAGCUCGAGGCGCUGAUACAGAAAGCGGACAUCAACAGCAACGGCCUGGUCGAGUUCUCGGAGUUCGUGGCGCUCGUGGCGCCGGAGCUUCUGCCGGCGAAGUCGCCCUACACGGAGGAGCAGCUCCGGCAGCUGUUCCGUAUGUUUGACCGCGACGGGAACGGGUAUAUCACAGCGGCGGAGUUGGCACACUCCAUGGCCAAGCUCGGGCACGCUUUGACGGCGGAGGAGCUCACCGGGAUGAUCCGGGAGGCCGACACAGACGGCGACGGCCGGAUUAGCUUUCAGGAGUUCUCUCAGGCCAUCACUUCAGCUGCCUUUGACAACUCUUGGGCUUGAUUUUGGGAAAUUUUCAGAUUAGGCCAUGAUCCCAUAUCCAUCUGCCUGCAGGUUGUUCUCUACAUCGGCCGAGAGCUAAUUCUACUCACCGGUUAGCAAAUUUCUAGAUCUUUGAUGUUGUAGGAGUUGUAGAUUCAUCCUCCAUCGUUGUGCUUGAUCGGUGUGGAAAGAUUUUCUUCCCCAGUCUUCUGGGUUAGCCUCCUUGUUCAGGGAAUUAGUUUUGAUUUGCUCUUAGCAUUGAAUGUCACUGCCACUGAUCCUUAGAAAGCCACUGAUGUCAUUUCUAAGGUUGGCUGAAAUCUCUGUUCAUGAAAGAACAUUAAUUUUGGGAAAUUUUAUAUGCCUGAUGACUCAUGACUGAUGAGCACUUCACUUCA